Molecule: messenger RNA, 1767 nt
Organism: Bemisia tabaci
Lineage: Eukaryota; Metazoa; Arthropoda; Insecta; Hemiptera; Aleyrodidae
Source: RefSeq, a predicted model, not a curated record
GCUCCGAGCGUUCUAUCGAUUUUGUGCCCGGAAGGAUCAUGUUAAACUUCAUUGUUGUGAGUGGAAUCGAGAGGCAGUUAGCAGCAGCUUUGAUAUCCGGAUUCUCGUGUUUCAUCGCCGGCGCCCUGACGGGAUGGCCGGCCCCGACCCUGAAGAAACUCCGCGAGCCCGACUCGGCGAUCCGGUUGACCCCGUCGGAGGAGGCGUGGGUGGUGAACGCCCUGCACAUCACGACGAUCCUGAGCACCCUGCCACUGGGGUCGCUCAUGAACACGCUCGGCCGGAAGACGACCAUGCUCGUCCUCUGUGUCUCCCCGAUCGUUUCCUGGGUCCUCGUGUACUUCGCCCGAACAAGUUUCGUCUUCAUCGUCGCUAGGUCGAUCGGCGGCCUUUGGCUCGGUGGUUGCCAGACCUUGCUGCCCAUCUACAUCGCCGAGAUAGCUGAACCGCGGGUGCGUGGCAUCGCCGGCAGUUUCAUCAUGGUCAACGCUUUUGCAGGAAUAAUUUUCGUUUUCACAAUCGGCCCUUACGUGUCUGUGCCGCUGAUGGCGGUCAUCAACGCCGCGUGUCCUUGCGUCUUCUUUUUGCUGUUUCUGUUCUGUCCGGAAUCUCCGUACUUCUACGUCAUGCGGGGGCGCUAUGAAGCUGCGGGGAGGGCGCUGACAUGGCUCAGGGGAGGGGCGCCUAUUGAUGGGGAGUUGAACAUCAUACAAACGUCCAUCGAGAACGAGGCGAAAGAAGGUCAAGGCUUCUAUAAGCGGAUGCUUCUUUUGAUCACCAACCCCGCAAACCGAAAAGCUUUCAUCAUUGUAGAGGUCAUGACUUUUUUGCAAAGAUUUUCCGGCCUAAGCGUUUUGAACUCUUUCUCCACGGUCAUCCUACCAGAACGGACCGGCCUCCUGACCGCAGACCACUGCACACUGAUCAUGGGCAUCGUCUGGCUACUGGCCUCCAUGUGCUGCUCCGCCUUGAUCGACAAACUCGGCAGAAAACCCCUCCUUCACAUCUCGAGCAUUGGCAUAUUCGCCUCCAUGAUCCCGACCGCCGUCUGGUACUACCUGGACAGGGAGACAUCAACUGACGUCACUCGGGUCAACUGGGUUCCGUUUGCGGGGUUCCUGGUUUUCGGUUUCACCGUUUCCAUCGGGAUCGGUCCUAUUGCCGCGAUGUACCCGGGCGAGAUGUUUCCGAGUCACCUCAAAGCUCAAGCCUCGGCCCUGUCGAAUAUGGUGUCGUCUAUCUCCGCUACUCUCAGUACGGUUAUGUUCGUGACGAUAAAUGCGCACAUUGGGCUGUACGCCAAUUUUUUUGUUUUCGCUGCCGUUGGGAUCGUCAAUUUGGUUUUUACGUGUUUCUGCGUGAUUGAAACAAAAGGAAAGUCACUGCAGAUGAUACAGGAAAAAUUGAAACACGGAACUUGGAAGGAAUCGGGAAUGAAUCGAGAGACACCGGAGACUCACUGAGAAAAAACUAUGGCUUAUAAACCAAUUAGUGGUUCAUGUGGAACACCAUCAAUAGUAGUAAAGGCAACAUAAAAUGAUAGCACAUAUGCCUUAAAUGUGCGGUUUUAUACCUUAGUGUGUUUCACAGACCGAGCGGGUCAUUAGUUCAUUUACGACUAUUAGUGGUAUUCCAUAUGAACCGCUGAUUGGUUUAUAAAGCCAUAGAUUUUUGAAGAGAAAAUUUAAUUCGAUUUCUUUCUUUUUUUCUCUAACAUUUAUGUUCUCUGAAACAUGCACAAAUAACCUCCACUGUAGAAUAUUUUAA